UGGAAGCCCCGGUAUCCGGAUACCAGCGUCACUCAAUCAGCAUCAAGCGCAACACACGGCCGCUUUGGGAAAUGGCCGGACUAUCCAAACUGUCCGACAGAUUAUGAUGCGAGUGAGAUGAACCUGCUGGACACCUGACGAGAUGAUCCUCCUAUAAAAUGCGUACAGUUGCCUGCACUUCACCGGCCAUGUAACUUCUAGUGUUGUGAAAUCAUUAUGCAAGAGAACAAACCGGAUUGCUUGUACCAGCGGUAUCCCAAGGACAUAAUGACUUCGGCUGUUCCUCGAUCGGGAUUUGUUGUCUUUUGCAUGAUUUUAGUCCUGAUUUGUGCCCUGUACCCUGUGCUGAAGACACUGUGUGUUCAGAUUCACUCUGCUGUCACAGGAAGCUAUGUGGCAGGAUAUCACUCUGUGCUGCUUGUCAACUGUCCCACAGAACAAACCGCUAGAGACAUUGGCAGGAGCAUCAUGGAGAAAAGGCUGGCAGCAUGCGUGAAUAUAUUUCCUCGCACUACCACUAUGUACUACUGGAAAGGAGAGAUACGGGAUACCUCAGAAAUACUGUUGCUUGUGAGGACAAGAACAUCUCUGGUGCAGAGACUUGUGACUUAUAUAAAAGCUGUGCAUCCAUAUGACAUUCCAGAAAUCAUCAGUUUUCCUAUCGACGAUGGAAGUCAGCAUUACUUGAAGUGGAUGGAAGAUGCCGUCACUGAUAUUUGACACAUCAUUCCGCAAUACAGUGGAAAAGCUCUCUUGUUGGAAGCUCACUAUACAGAAACACUGAGGGAUAUGGGAACAUGAGCACAAAUUCUCAGGUUAAUGGGAACCCUGGCCCACACAAUGAAUGUCUGUUAAUAUAAAGAUCAGUGUAUACAUUUACUGGAUGGAUGUGUAAGGGAUUCUGUGUUUUUACCAGUACUAUUACAUUUAUGCAUUUAGCAGAUGCUUUUAUCCAAAGUAACCUACAAUAGAAGAACAAAAGCAAUUUGUCACAGAGCCAACAAUAUUUAUAGUAUGCCAGGGUUAUUAGACAGCUAUAUUUGGAAGCAAGCAAGCAAAGCAGAGGAGAAAUGCAGA
Molecule: messenger RNA, 1077 nt
Organism: Sinocyclocheilus rhinocerous
Lineage: Eukaryota; Metazoa; Chordata; Actinopteri; Cypriniformes; Cyprinidae
Product: protein CutA homolog
Exons: 6
Coding region: 217-720 (167 amino acids)
Biological process (GO): response to metal ion
Molecular function (GO): copper ion binding
Source: RefSeq, a predicted model, not a curated record